AUGAUGAGAUUCCAGGUCAAGCCAUGGGGCUCUCUUGCACUUUUGCUGCUGACUUGCAGCGCACUGAUGCUGCGGCCAUUGCUUGCGUCCAACAAGAAUCGAGCCUUGAGGGCCAGCGAAAAUAUUGGCCGAGGAGCCAGUGUCUACAAGGGCAAUGUAACCAUAGAUUUCUACAGAAUGUUUGAGGAGAAGCGUUGGCUGGGAAUCAUCCCUUACAAGGACUACACAAUGUCAAGAUUCCAAAUGGCGGGACAAAUACAUUUGAUGAACUUUUGGUUGGAGGGUCGAGUCAACUUUAUCCUUGGAGAUAUUUACGAGAUUGAUGACCCAUUCUACUAUGACAAUCCAUCAGACCUGAUUUGUGGUGAUGCUCUCAACAGAUUUGCCAACAGGUUUAGUGGCCAAGAUCAAAUCAAGAAUGUAGACCGAAUCAAUGUAUUGGUGGUUCCCAAGUUGGGACGAAAUAUCAAUGGUUGCGCCACUCUGGAUGUUCCCUUAGGAGGGAAUUUCGACACCAAGGCACCAGCAUUUGUACUCACCAGAGACAACACAAUAUUUUACUCGAUUGGGCCUUUUGCCAAGAUUGGAUUCCAGAACCUGCUAGGAAAUACAGUUAGCCAUGAAGCUGGCCAUGUAUUUGGGCUAAGACACACAGACAUGGAUGGCGAUAAUGUACCCCGGGGCAUUGGAUAUUUUGGUUGUGGAUUGAAUCUGAGAUACCCACAGUUCAGGCAAGAUCAAGUUCUGUCCGGUGACUUCAAGUUUUGGGAUGAGGUAUCGGGCGAACUCUACACCUAUGAGGAUUGGCAUGGCCAAUCCAACUUUAUGGCUUCUGGAUUCAGUAUUGGAGGACUGUUCUUGUGGAAAGCUGGCAUAUUUCGAUACAACUACGAGCCAAUCUUUGAUCAAAUUCUGGAAUGUUGGUUUUCCAGGUCCUACUCCAGGAAUAUUUCUGAUGAUCCAGAGAUGGGUGAAACAAUUAUCAUAGAGGACAGGUAA
Messenger RNA from Seminavis robusta, 999 nucleotides. NCBI's taxonomy places the organism in Eukaryota, Bacillariophyta, Bacillariophyceae, Naviculales, Naviculaceae. The record is from the annotation of a GenBank genome assembly.